This is a messenger RNA of Cottoperca gobio, 7452 nucleotides long. Its product is annotated as thrombospondin type-1 domain-containing protein 7A-like. Lineage: Eukaryota; Metazoa; Chordata; Actinopteri; Perciformes; Bovichtidae. Gene Ontology annotation, biological process: actin cytoskeleton organization. Gene Ontology annotation, cellular component: plasma membrane. Bases 235 to 5490 code for a protein of 1751 amino acids. The transcript is spliced from 28 exons. The record is from RefSeq and is a predicted model, not a curated record.
GCCAGACCUCCAUCUCCCUCCCCAGCAGAGAGGAGCGACGAGAGGAGAGACGAGAGGAGCGCUGUCCGCCUGGGAUUACUUCUUCUUGGACGCACUGCAUGGUGUGGACAAAGCAGGAGCAGCACACACACACACACACACACACUUCAGUCCAGCUCCCUACCUCGGGGCCAGGCUUGUUUUCCCCCCCUUCUUCACUGCAUUGGGAACUACAGUUCUUUCCGUGCGGGGGCCAUGGGGCUGGCCAGCAGAGCUGUGGGGACGCUGGAGGUUUGGAGAGGUGCACCGCUCCCCUCUCUGUGGAGGAUAGCACUGCUCUGUCUCUGCGUCUGGGAGAUGGAUGCACAAACCGCAGUGGAAACUAAACCAGUGUACAUCUGGCAAACAGGUCCAUGGGGUCGUUGUAUGGGCAGUGAGUGUGGACCCGGCGGCAGCCAGAGCAGGGCGGUAUGGUGUGCCCACUCUGAAGGCUGGACCACCCUGCACACCAACUGCGACCAGACAGAACGUCCGGACAACCAGCAGAGCUGCUUCAGAGUGUGCGACUGGCACAAAGAUCUGUACGACUGGCAGCUGGGUGCCUGGAAUCAGUGUGUCCCGGUAUCGAUGCGCAGUGCUGGGGUGCAGCGCCCCACUGUGUGCACCCGGGGAGAGGAGGGCAUCCAGACCCGUGAGGUGGGCUGUGUCCAGAAAGCGGACGGCGAGCCUGCAGAGGAUGCAAUCUGUGAAUACUUUGAGCCCAAACCACGCCUAGAGCAGGCCUGUCUUAUCCCCUGUCCACGGGACUGUGUUGUAUCUGAGUUCAGCCUGUGGACUCAAUGUUCUAAAACCUGUGGGAUGGGCUUACAGAACCGGAUCCGGUUCGUUCUGGCUCCGCCACUGUUUGGUGGGUCAGCCUGCCCAAACUUGACCGAGUUUCAGACAUGCCAGCCAGGGUCUUGUGAGGGAGAGGAGAGCCUCUACAGCCUCAGGGUGGGGCCCUGGGGGCUCUGCUCGGCCCCGAUGCCAAGGCAAGCCAGACAAGCUGAGAAACCACCCAGAGAGAGUGAUAAACCAUCCAAGGAAAGUGAGAAACCUUCAAAAGAGGGUGACAAACAGUCCAGAGAGGGUAUCAAACUGACCAGUGAGGGCGAGAAACCGAGCAGAGAGGGUGACAAACAGCACAAAGAAGGAGACAAAAAGUCUAAAGAGGGCGAUAAACUGUCCAAAGAUGGACACAAACCAUCCAGACCCAACAGAAAACUGGGCAGGGCAAACAGGAAACCAGACAGGCCAUCCCGACAGGCAGACAGGUCCAAACGUCAGAAAAAGGCUAAAAACAAAGAGAAAAAAGAAAAGAUGAGAGAGAAAGUCCGAGAGAGGUUAAGGGAGAGGGGUAAGGUGAAGGAUCCCGAGACCAGAGAACUCAUCAAGAAGAAGAGAAACAAAAACCGUCAGAACCGGCCGGGAGGAAAGUUCUGGGACCUGAUGGUUGGCUACCAGACCCGAGAAGUGUCCUGUGUGCAUAAGAGCGGGAACGUUGAAGCUCUCAGCCUGUGCUCUCAGGAGUUGCUGCCCGUGACCUUCCAGGCCUGCGUCAUGACCAAAGACUGUGAUGUCACUGAGUGGUCUGAAUGGUCGGCGUGCUCCAAGGAGUGCUACGACCCCAACGGGCCCAACGGGGAGCGCGCUCGCACCAGGAAAGUCAGCCAGUUCCCAAUUGAUGGAGGAGCAGAUUGUCCGGAGUUGGAGGAGAAGGAGUCCUGCAGUCCUCAGGGAGAUGGCGUGCCACCCUGCAUCGCCUACAGCUGGAAGACCACAGAGUGGACCGAGUGCAGGGUGGACGUGCUGCUGAGCCAGCAGGACCGCCGGCGUGGAAACCAGACGGGCUUGUGUGGAGGCGGGAUCCAGACUCGAGAGGUCUACUGUGUGCAGACCAGUACUGAUGCCCCCCCCAACCUCAGCUCACUCAGGAGCAGAGAAGCAUUGCGACCAAUGAACAGUGAUCUGUGUCUGGGGAUCCUCCCGAACACCACCUUGCUCUGCCACAUCAGCUGUCCUGUUGAGUGUGAGGUGUCUUCGUGGAGCGCCUGGGGACCGUGCACGUUUGAGAACUGCCAGGACCAGGCAGCCAGAAAAGGCUUCAAACUGAGGAAGAGGAGGAUCGCCAAUGAGCCGACGGGUGGGACGGGCAACUGCCCCCAUCUGGUGGAGGCGAUACCGUGCGAAGAGCCCAGCUGCUACGACUGGCUGGUGGCGACGCUGGAGGAGUGCAUCCCCGACAAUGAGAAGCUGUGUGGACCCGGAACCCAGAUCCCACAAGUGCAGUGUGUCAAUAGUGAAGGUGGAUACGUGGAGAGGCAGCUCUGCCGCGAUGCCAUCCUGCCCAUGCCGGCCAUCUGUGAGGUGCCCUGCCCGAAGGACUGUGCCCUGAGCCCCUGGACCUCCUGGUCUCUGUGCUCACACACCUGCUCGGGGAAGAACACGGAGGGCAAGCAGACCAGAGCUCGCUCCAUCCUCGCCUACAAUGCAGGAGAAGGUGGAAUCCAGUGUCCCAACAUCAGCGCCCUGCAGGAGGGGCGGAGCUGCAAUGAGCACCCCUGCACCGUGUACCACUGGCAGACCGGCCCGUGGGGGCAGUGCAUAGAGGACUCCUCCAUCCCGGCCACCAACACGUCUGUGGGCCGGGCGCGCGGCGACGAGGCCUCCUGCUCAGUCGGGAUGCAAACCCGCAAGGUCAUCUGUGUCCGGGUCAACGUGGGCCAGGUUCCUCCGAAAAAGUGUCCGGAGAGUGUGCGCCCCGACACCGUGCGGCCCUGCCUGCUGCCCUGCAGGAGAGACUGCACGGUGACCCCGUACAGCGACUGGAGCGCCUGUCCUGCAACAUGUCGAGCAGUAGGUGGGAACACCAAGAAGAAGCAGAACAGGAAACGUAUCAUCAUCCAGUUACCAGCCAAUGGGGGACAGGACUGUCCGGAGGUGCUGAGCCAGGACAGAGAGUGUGAGGCUCCGUCCGGGUGCCGAGGACACAGAUGGAAAACACACAAGUGGCGGCGCUGCCAGCUAGUCCCCUGGUCCGUGCGUCAGGACAGCGUCGGAGCUCAGGAGGCCUGCGGGCCGGGUCUGCAGGUCCGAGCUGUUUCAUGCCGCAAGCAGGAUGGUGGGCAGGCAGACGUUGAGGCUUGUCUUAAGUUUGCCAGCUCCAUGCCGCCUCUCACACACCCCUGCCAGCUGCCCUGUCAGGAAGACUGUCAACUCAGCAGCUGGUCCAAGUUCUCCUCCUGCACAGCCGACUGUGUGGGCGUCCGGACCCGCAAGAGGCUGCUCGUCGGGAAGAGUAAAAAGCGUGACCAGUGUAAAAACAACCAGAUGUAUCCACUGAGCGAGACGCAGUACUGCCCGUGCAACAAAUACAACGCGCAGCCUGUGGGCAACUGGUCAGACUGUGUGCUGCCGGAGGGCGGCCGCCUGGAGGGUCAACUGGGCAUGAAGGUCCAAGGAGACAUCAAGGAGUGUGGGCAAGGAUACCGGUUCCAGGCCAUGGUGUGCUACGACCAGGACAACCGCAUCGUGGAGACGUCUCGCUGCAACAGUCAUGGGUACAUCGAGGAGGCGUGCAUCAUCCCCUGUCCCUCCGACUGCAAACUGAGCGAGUGGUCCAACUGGUCACGCUGCAGCAAGUCGUGCGGCAGCGGAGUCAAAGUCCGCUCCAAGUGGCUGAGAGAAAAGCCUUACAACGGAGGGAGACCGUGUCCUAAACUGGACCACGUCAACCAGGCUCAGGUGUAUGAGGUGGUGCCGUGCCUCAGUGACUGUGGGCAGUAUGUGUGGGUGGCAGAGCCCUGGAGUGUGUGGAAGGUCAGCACUGUGGACCUGAAGGAUAACUGUGGGGAAGGUGUGCAGACCAGGAAAGUGAGGUGUAUGCUGAACACCAUCGACGGGCCCUCGGAGCAGGUGGAGGACUACCUGUGUGAUCCGGAGGAGAUGCCUAUGGGCGCCCGCAACAGCCGGCUGCCCUGCCCCGAGGACUGUGUGUUGUCAGACUGGGCCGCCUGGAGCUCGUGUCCUCUGCCCUGCAGUGGGAACAGUUCUCGAGAGAGGACUGCUUACCCGCUCCGGCAGCCUGGAGAGCAGAAGGACUGUCCUCCGACUGCAGAGACAGAGCUCUGCAAACUCAACAGCAACUGCUUCCACUACUCGUACAACAUCACCGAUUGGAGCACAUGUCAGCUCAGUGAGAGAGCCGUGUGCGGAAAUGGCAUCAAAACCCGCAUGUUGGACUGUGUGAGGAGCGACGGCAAAUCUGUGGACCUGAAGUUCUGUAAAGAGCUGGGCCUGGAGAGGAAGUGGCAGAUGAAUGCUUCCUGUGUCGUGGAGUGUCCCGUCAACUGCCAGCUGUCUGAUUGGUCCAUGUGGUCUGAGUGCACCCACACCUGUGGGCUGGCAGGCAAGCUGUGGAGGAGGCGGACAGUGAUUCAGGCUCCCCAGGGCGACGGGAGGCCCUGUGCUUCCCAGAUGGAGCAGUGGAAGCCCUGUCUGGUGAAGCCCUGCUACAGCUGGAGAUACGACGCCUGGUCGGACUGCAAGUCUGAGGGGGCGAGGUGUGGAGAAGGCCUGCGCUUCAGAAAUGUGUCGUGCUUUGUGUCGGACGGUUCAGGUCAGAAGGAAAGCAGCCUGGUGGAUGAAGAGCUGUGUGGAGAUCUGGAGCCCACAGUGGACGGAGAUUCACACAUCGUUCUGCAGGAACCCUGCACGGUACCCUGUCCGGGAGAAUGCUACCUGACAGACUGGACGGUUUGGAGCCCGUGCCAGCUGAGCUGCGUGGGUGGGGAUGACCUGGGUUUCGGCUCAGUCCAGGUCCGAUCCAGAGCCGUGGUUGCCCAAGAUCCCGAGAACCUGCUGCAGUGUCCAGAACAAGAGCUGGAGGCUCGGCCGUGUACAGAGGGUCAGUGUUUUGAUUACAAGUGGAGGACUGGACCAUGGAGGGGUUCAUCUCGCCAAGUCUGGUGUCAGCGCUCAGAUGGACUAAAUGUCACAGGUGGAUGUCCGGGGACCGCCAAGCCGAUAUCUGACCGAUCGUGUGACCCGCCCUGCACCAAGCCACGCUCCCUGUGCACAGAGGCGGGCGUGUGCGGCUGUGAGGAGGGCUACACUGAAGUCAUGACGUCUGACGACCUGCUGGACCAGUGCACCGUCAUCCCGGUGCUGGAGAUCCCCACCGCAGGAGACAACCGGGCCGACGUGAAGACCAUCCGAGGCUUCAACCCCACCCUGCCUGCAGCCAGCUCCCCGGGCCGGGCCGGCCGCACCUGGUUCCUGCAGCCCUUCGGCCCAGAUGGGAAGCUGAAGACCUGGGUGUAUGGAGUCGCAGCAGGAGCGUUCGUCCUGCUCGUCUUCAUCAUCUCCAUGACGUACUUAGCUUGCAAGAAGCCAAAGAAGCCGCAACGCCGGCAGAUGAACAACAGACUGAAGCCUCUGACUCUGGCCUACGACGGAGACGCCGACAUGUAGACGUGUCCCCGCCGGCCUCAGUGACCUACAGACAUUCGUCCUGCUGCAGGACACGCAGGGCUGCUAUGGAACCCCUGAAUGUAAGGGCUGCCACCAGGCGUCACCUUCACGUGGACGCCCGGAAGAGAAACCUCAAAGUCACCAGAAUCAUGUCCAUCAGCAGCCUCGAGGUUGCCGCCCCCCUUUUUUUAAAUGUCCAUUUUGAUACUUUCCGUUUCACGAGAGCCUUCAUGAAUUCUUUACCUUCUUCUGGAAGUUUGCCUUUUGCUUCUCUGCCAUCUACUACUGCCGGUACCAUCCUCACCGCGGCCGUCGCAGAGGGUCGCCCCUCAACAAACAUUUUGCUCUCGAAGCACAAAUCUCCAUUUUGUAUUUUUCUUAAUUUGGCCACGGCCGAGCGGAUCGUCUCACGAGGUCAUUCUUUGUCGUGGCCUGAGUGUCGUGAGAAAAGAAAAGCAGACGACAGCCUCUGUCACCUCCGCCUUCCUCGCCCGUCUCCGUCUUCAGGCAUAACUUCGCACUAUAUUAGUGCAGCAUGAUCUGUACGUACGUCCAGCUUCGCCACAGGAAACUGCCUCUCCACACAAGAUGCUGACAGUCUUGUGCUAGAAAUGUAAAGAAGUCGACUUUUUUUGCAAACUGAACUCAACAAUGUUAAUAUUUUUCUUCUAUUGCGUGUGAAACGAUGGGACUCGAUGUGAAGACGAUUUGUUUUGUGGUCUCGACUUUACCUGCGUAGUUUGUACAGCGACGUCCAGCCUGAGUUAUUUAUUCUGAGCGGCUGAAGAUCUCUUACUUUGUACAUUAUUGAUAUUACUGUCAUGGACUGCAGGAGACACACACACACACACACACACACACACACACACACACACACACACACCCUUUAUUACCUUAUUAAAUAGUCGAAUAUUUAGGUUUGUUCUGGAUGAAUCAGAGAAACUUGAAGCUUCAGGAUUCAGAGAUGAAAUAAAACUGACCUGCAUCUCAGAAUCAUUUCUUUCUUACUGAAAAUACUUUUAAAUUCUCAGCUUUAGUUCUUGGUGUGCGUGUCUGUAGUUUGGACGCAAUGCAGGAAGUGACACAACAUCUUGUGACCUCCACUGAGCAGUAUCUCCUCCACCUGGAACUCCUCCUGGAGCUUCAGGUGGAGGAGAUGCUGCUCCUCCUGGAGCUUCAGGUGGAGGAGAUGCUGCUCCUCCUGGAGCUUCAGGUGGAGGAGAUGCUGCUCCUCCUGGAGCUUCAGGUGGAGGAGAUGCUGCGCCACCUGGAGCUUCAGGAGCCGGAUGUUUUCAGUUGCUUCACGCAGAGCUUUGAACUCGUCUUCUCAUCUUUUAACCAAUGAAUAUUUAUUGACACCUUCAGGGUGUAAAACUGAGACGUAUUUGACAGACGAGGCCAGAAUCCUGAUUCAUAAACGACAAAUAAUAACUUUAUGGAUAUUUUAUUCAUUCUUAAAUGAUCAUUUUUGAUGAUGUUUAUCUUCAAUAAGUCAUCAGCUGUUUGGUUACAAAUGUUAGUUUUGUUGUUUUUUUUACAACAAUCCAUGAAUCCGUUAUUAAUAACACAUCCAGUCCAGUCUUCGUAUUUAUUGGCAUGUAUUUAAGUCCCGUCGACGUGAACAGAACUUUAUUGAUCAGUCUGAGACAUCACAGCCGUUUAAUAUUCUGUGGAGUUUGUUGCUAGGAAUGUUUAAUUUAUAUCUCUUGGAAUAUGAGUUGUAAAUAAAGUGCUAAAUAUUUCUUUUUUUUAUUUAUUGUUCAUGUAUCAUAAAGUGUUUCCUUUUUUUACUGCACAAAAUGUUAUGCAAAAAAGAACAAAAAAAGUGGAGGCGUGAAUAUGGGUGUGCUAAAAGCGAAAUUGAAACUUGUGUUAAACAAUGUCGCUGAUGAACUCUGUCCUUUUCCUACUGUUUGUUUUUAUGUAUUUGACUAAUUGCUGAUAAUAAACAAGGGAAAUAUU